GAAGCAUACGGAAGCCGCAUUGGUGUUUACUGAUGACGUUUAAGCUGAAGCCGUUGAGCGAUGUGGCUAACGUCAGUAAACGGGAUGAAUGCGUUAUAUUAAACGUCGAAUUCAAGAAAUAGCUACAGGAUAUAAGCGGGAGUCAAGACAGGGACAAGAUGUUGGAGUCCUAUGUCACACCACUCCUGAUGAGCUAUGUAAACAAGUAUAUUAAGAAUCUGAAGCCAUCUGACCUGCAGCUGUCUCUCUGGGGAGGAGAUGUGGUGCUCAGCAAGUUGGACCUGAAGCUGGAUGUGCUGGAACAGGAGUUGAAGCUGCCCUUUACAUUCAUGAGUGGUCAUAUCCAUGAGCUGCGUAUCCAUGUACCCUGGACCAAGCUGGGCUCGGAGCCUGUAGUCAUCACCAUCAACACCAUGGAGUGCAUCCUCAAGCUGAAGGAUGGAGCCCAGGAUGACCACGAGAGCGGCUCUAGCUCCACCAGUCGCAGUGUCUCAGACAGCUCCAAGGCUGUGGCCAAGCCCCGCCGCCUCCAGCAGGCUGCCCCCAGCGACCCGGACCUGCCCCCAGGUUACGUGCAGAGUCUGAUCAGGCGCGUGGUGAACAACGUGAAUAUUGUGGUGAACAACUUGAUUCUUAAGUACGUGGAAGAUGACAUCGUGCUCUCGGUCAACAUUACCUCGGCAGAGUGCUACACUGUGGACGAUAUAUGGGAGAGGGCCUUCAUGGACAUCACUGCUCCAGAGCUGGUCCUAAGGAAAGUGAUCAACUUUGCUGACUGUACUGUGUGCUUGGACAAGCGUAAUGCUAGUGGCAAGAUUGAGUUUUACCAGGACCCUCUGCUGUACAAGUGCUCCUUCAGAACGCGCCUUCAUUUUACCUACGACAACAUCAAUUCCAAGAUCCCAUCUGUCAUCAAAAUCCAGACCAUGGUGGAGAGCCUGAAGUUGUCCAUUACUGAUCAGCAGCUACCCAUGUUCAUCCGCAUUUUAGAACUGAUUAUUGCCCUCUACUAUGGGGAAAUCGGAGGACACAAAGAGGGCGAAGGAGAAGAGGGCAGUGGUCAUGUGAGGGAGGCUGGAGCAAUUUUACCUGGGAUGGAUGUGGAUAUGGAAAGCCAGGGGACUAGCCAGUACUCCAGGCCAGACCUCUACAUGCAGUCUGGGAGUCCUGAAGAGGCAGACCAGGGUUGGGUAUCCUGGGCUUGGUCCUUCGUCCCAGCCAUCGUAGGCACAGAGGAGGAAAUGGAGGAAGGCCUCUACCAGCAGAGAGAGACAGGAGGCAUCUCCAACAACCCCCAGCAACACACACCCAAAGACCCCAUUGUUUCCAUAGGCUUCUACUGCACUAAAGCUUCUCUUACCUUCAAGCUGACGGAGACCCAGUCAGAGAGUAGCUACUACAGUCCUCAGAAGGUCAAGUCCAGAGAGGUCCUGUGCCUGGAGCAAGAGGGAAUCACUAUUGAGGUGCUGAUGAUGGGGGAGCCCUUCUUCGAUUGUCAGAUUGGCUUUGUGGGCUGCCGGGCACUCUGCCUGAAAGGCAUCAUGGGAGUACGGGAUUUUGAAGAAAACAUGAACCGACAUGAAGAGGAUGCAGUGUUCUUCAGCUGUGGUGACAGGCUAAGCAGUAAAGGAAUGACCUACCUUACCAACUCUCUCUUUGACUACCGCAGUCCAGAGAACAACGGAGUCAGGGCUGAGUUCAUCCUGGAUGCCGCUAAUCACAAGGAGACCUACACGGAGAUAGCGGGCAUGCAGCGCUUUGGUGCUUUCUACAUGGAUUAUCUCUACACAAUGGAGAACAGCAGUGGCAAAGGCUCUCAGGACUUCUCGGUGGUGAGUCUGGAGGAUGUAGUGCCCACUGUUCAAGAGACAUCCAUCAAGAGGCUGGUAGUGGGACCUCUGGACAUCAGGCUGCACAGCAGCGCUGUCCACCGCAUCCUCAAGAUGGUCACCUGUGCCAUGGACCACGAGUACGAACCCUACUGCAAGCCACAGCAAGAAAUGGUUGAGGAGAGCCAUGGUCCAGCUACUCCAGAAGAGAUAUCAAGCUUAGAGGAAUUCAUCCCAACCAGACUCACGUGUCUCACUCUGCUCCAAGUCUCAGUCACCGUCUCUAUGGCAGAGUUCAACCUCCUUCACACACUAAUGCCUGUCAUUAUGGGACGCAAGACUGCACCGGGACCGGUCAACAUGCCAGUGUUUCAGCCGGUGCGCCCUCUACCUUCUGUGCAGUUCCAGGUGGAAAGGGUGAAUGUUGAACACUCAGUGCCCAUGUAUGCUCCAGAGCUGGUCAGCACUGUCAGCAGUCUCAACCUGCCUUCAGACAACCUGCUACAUCACUGCUAUGCACACCUCUACCUCAAGGUGUUUGGGUUCCAGGCAGGCUUGACAUGCCAGGACAGUACAGGGGGUUUCCUGCCUCUCAUUCCCAUCAUCCCUUCCUUUAGCACUGCUCUCUAUGGGAAGCUGAUCCAGAUGCCUGUAUACUGGAGCAAAAGGUCUUCAGUCCCCACCACAGAGUGUAUUUUUGAGCUUCCCCACUUCACUGUACAGGCCACACGGGCCCAGACACUUUUGCUUCAAGCGAUCUGUCAAAGCUGGACCCACAGCAUGGUUAACGGAGCCCCAUUGACACUCAACGAAAGUCUGCUCAAUGAGGUGUACAAAGCUCCAGGUGUGAAGUCUCCGGGCCCGUCACCGACUCUUGAGGGCUCGGUCCAAAACCUGGAGCUGAAGUUCUGCAGCCGUGCAACGGUGAAAUGCGCCUCAGGAACCGUGGGAGCUGUAAAAGUGUGCGCCAGGACCCCAGGUUCGGGAGAAGGUGUUAAGGAGAAGCUGGUUCCUCUGAUUCAGGGCCCAUCUGACACCAAAGAACUCCAUAUGAGCCGCUGGCUUAAUGAGAUUCGCAAGCCUGAGUCUUUGCUGGCCCCUGACUUGCUGGCGUUUUCUGUUCAGGUCCCUCAGCAAAGUGACGAUUGCAGGAACUCAGGUGCAGUCCUGCUGGUCAGUGUCCAGGGCAUAGCUGUCAACGUGGACCCAGUCUUCUGCACAUGGCUGUUAUACCAACCUCACAGAGGGAGCAGCCGGCAACAGCAACAGGUGCUCAGUCAUGCUGUGAUGUCAUUGCAGACUCCAGGUUCAGUUCCGCUGGCCAAGAGGAGAGAGGACGAGGUGUCGGUAGGGAGCACACCACUGGCCAAACAGCCCUCCAAUCAGGCGUCAGACUAUGCCAGCAGCCCCGUCAAAACCAAGACAGUGACAGAAUCCCGUCCCCUGUCCAUCCCAAUGAAGGUGAUGCCUGACACCACAGCAGUGGAGUCAUGGACAACCUCAGAGGAGAGAAUGAAGGAGCUCAUCGCCCAUGCCUGGGAUGCUGUUAAACGCCUUACUCUACAGUUGGAGCUACAGUCAUGCUGUGUGUUCCUGCCUAAUGACAGCCUGCCCUCCCCGAGUACCAUCAUCUGCGGCGAUAUUCCCGGCACCGUCCGUAGCUGGUACCACAACCAGGCCUCUAUGCCCGGGACUCUGGUAGUCUGCUUGCCACAGAUCAGUGUCCUCAGUGCUGGCCACAAGUACAUGGAACCGCUGCAAGAGCUCCCCUUUGUGGUCUCCAAGCCCAUCUUGGAGGAAGGUGAUGCCUUCCCGUGGACUGUAAGCCUGAGUCAGUUCAGUGUGUACACAAUGCUGGGACAGCAGCAAAGCCUGAGCCUGUUGGAGCCUAUGGGCUGUACCUCCACACUGGCCGUCACAUCCCAUAAGCUGCAGAGCUGUUCUGAAGGAAGACACUCCUUUGUAGUCUGCCUCCAUGUUGAUCUGCAGCCCAUCCACGUCAAGUGCUCCAACCCUCAGGUUCAGCUAUUGUACGAGCUCCUCCUCAGCUGGAGCUCUACAUGGGCUCGUCUCCAGAGGCACGGCAUCUUGCGCCAGACCUCCAGCAUCCCAGAACCCCCUGCUGGUGCUUCUCCGUCCUCCCCAGUGCGCAGCAGUGCUGGCACCGCCCUACCAGAUACCAGCACCUGCAGCCCCUCUGCAGAUUUUGGAUCCCCCACUGAGGGUGACUCAGUGCCUGCUGGAGACGACAGUCCGUUCGCCGACACAGUGACUCUGGAGCAGAAAACUAGCAGCAUCGGUGGCACCAGUGGGAAGGUCAGCCUUUGGAUGCAGUGGAUGUUACCCAAGGUCACAGUUAAACUGUUUGCACCUGACCCAACUGCCAAAAAGACAGAGAUCUGUGUCAUCAGUGAAUUAGAAGACCUGAGUGCCUCAGUAGAUGUCCAGGAUGUUUAUACAAAGAUCAAAUGUAAAGUUGGCAGCAUCAACAUAGACCACUACAGAUGCAGUACGGAGGAGGGUGUUCGGAGCUCGGGCAGCUGUGGAGGAGUGGUCCUCUCUUGCACUGACAAGCUGAACAGACGCACUGUGUUGGUUCGACCCGUCAGCAAGCAAGACACUUUCAGCCACUUCUCUGGCUUUUUCCCUCCUACGGCAGCCAAGGUCCUGGAGGGCUCUCACCAGCAGCAUGGCUUCCUGUCGAUUACCUACACCCAGGCUGUCACCAAAAAUGUCCGUCACAAACUCACCACCCGGCCUGACCGGCCAACACGCAGCAGCGCUACCACUGCCAGUCAGCGGGUGACCACUGAUCCUCUGGCAGACAGUGCACCUCAGUACCUGAGAGAAAUCCUGCUGACAGCCCAGCCCUUUGAUGUGGUGCUAUACUGUCCCUUAUUGGCUACUGUAGCAGGGGUGUUCCAGGCUACGGUACCAAGACGCUACAGAGAGCGUGGGAAGUCAGCAGGUCAACCAAUGAGAAGCCACACACUGACCUCUCGAUGUUUGCCUCUCAUCUACAUCAACACCAGUGUGAUCAGGGUCGUCUGCCCCGGGGCUCAAGACAAACAUACAGCUUCAGUAGAUCUCCAUGAGAAAAAAGAAGACACCCUGGUUUUAAAGCUGGGUUCCCUCAGCAUGGCUCCUCAGGCUGAUAACCCCCUGACCCGCACUGUGCUACGAAAAGACAUCUACCAACGUGCUUUGAACCUUGGCAUCCUGCGUGACCCGGGUUCAGAGGUGGAGGACCGUCAGUAUCAGGUAGACCUCCAGUCCAUCAACAUUGGAACGGCUCAGUGGGAGCAACUCAAGCCAGAGAAGGAGGGGAUCAAAGGAGGUGUGUCAGCGGAGAGUGAGAGAAGCUCCCAGAACCCGGCCCUGGAGUGGAACAUGGCCAGCAGAGAGACAGGAAAGGCAGGUGAGACAGAGGGGAUGACAUGCAGCAAAGGGCCUGGGCCGGACUCGAACCCGGGCCGCUGCGGUAACAAUGCAGCCUUGAUACGUGGUGCACGCUCUACAAGUAUCAGGAGGCACCAGGAGCGGCGGGCCAUCCUGACACCAAUCCUGACUGACUUUUCUGUUCGGGUGACUGCUGCCCCAGCCAUCAUCUUCAGCAAGAAUCUAUCCCCUGACUGCGGACAGGCAGAAGAGGUGGUGGUGUGUGGCCACUCUCUGGAGGUAAACGUGACCAGCAGUCUGGAUUUCUACCUUAGCGUUGCCCAGGUGCAGCUCCUUCAGCAGCUUCUCAGAGACAACAUGUUCGGGAUGGAUGCUCCUGAGAAAAGUGCUGAGGUGCGUCGAUACGAGCAGAAGCGUGGCAGUCGAGACCCUGCGGCAGGUGUUGACUCCUCAUCACGUCACAGUGGGACUGGGCAGGACAGCGGCUUCGGCAGCGACAGUGCUCGCAUUCGCAUUGUCCAAAUAGAGCAGCAUAGCGGGGCCAGCCACCACUGCAUCGCUAGGCCCUCCCACAAAUCCACCAUCACCAAAAACCUCAGCUUCAUCCCUUUCGACAUUUUUCUCACCGCUAGUAGGCUGUCUAUCAUGACCUAUGCUUGCUCCAGUCCCCCAAAGGCCCUUCCCUCAUCGUCAGACACCCCCAGCACACCGGAGAAGAAAGAGCAUGGGGAUAAGGUGGGAAAGAGUGCCCUCAACCAGCCUGAGAUCCUGUCUGAGGCUCCUCCAGCCUCUACCUCCCCAACUCCAGACCCUGCUCCAGCUGCCCAGGGUUCCCUUGCUGGCCUGACCGCUGAGGACAUCCUUAACAGCAACACUUCCCAGCCAACCUCCCCACUACUGAGAGGCAGCCUGCUCUCCCUGGACGGCCUGCCAACUCCAAGCCGCUCCUCAGCCCGCCAAGCACUGGGUGUGACCAUAGUGAGGCAGCCAGGGAGAAGAGGUGCUGGGGACCAGGUGCUGGAACCCCUCCUGUACCUCCAGGUGAUGCAACCUUCUGCUCUGCUCAGCUGUCACCACCGCAAGCAGAGGAUGGAGCUGUCUGUGUUUGACGUGGCCUUGAGAGGAGUAGCUUCUAACUAUAAGUGCCUAGACCCAGGAAAGGCUCUGCCAGAGUCUCUGGACUACAAUGUGUUUUGGCUGCAGACAGUAGCAGGAGAGGCAGACAAUAAAACGGGCAUCCCUCCCCCUCUGCUCUGCCUCCAGAUCAAAGAUUUCCUCAAUGGACCAGCUGAGCUGAAUGUGGAGCUAUCGCGCCCUCUGAAAAUUAACCCCACCCUGGCGAAGGUAGAGCAGGCCAAAGCCUACCUGAAGAAAGUCCUACCAAACCACACAUGGGAUACCUCCAGUAAACCACCAUCUGCUUCCUCCACCCCUCAUUCCUCCCCUAAGAAAACACUGCCCAGGGCCUUUCCUUCUCAUUUAGACCAACACCAUCAGACCUCGGCCCUGGGUAAAGCCAGCAGCGUCAGGGCCCUGGCGCUGUCCUUCAACAAGGUUUCUCUGCACACUGCCCAGAUUGUAAUGGUCAUGGAGACAGAGGCCCAUCCAAUGAGGCCCAGCGUGACAGUAACAGUGUCGGCCAUGACAGGAAGUCUGAACAUGAAGUCAGGGCCUAGGAUAGAGGAUGCAGUUCAAGCUGCGUCUGUGCAGCUGGAGCUGCAAGAUGUGUUGGUGAGAACAGGGCUGAAGGACCGAAGCCGUCUCCUGCUGGGGCCGUUCUCCUGCAGCACCUCCCUGGAGGCUCGGUGGUGUCGGCACAGUGGCAGCCCUGGAUCUGAGCCGGGCCCCCCUAAACUGCUGCUGGACCUGAAGGGAGGCCUGCUGCAGGUCUUCUGGGGUCAGGAACAUCUCAACUGCCUGAAGCUGGUGGAGGAGCACCUACAGGUUUACCUAAACCUCCAGAAAGGGGAUUCGGCUGAUAGCUGUUUCAAGGGCAAGGCCUGCCACACCCAGCCACCUCCCUCUCCAGGCUCUCGCUCUCCUCGGACAGAGCACAGCUCAGAUGACCUGCGUACAGGGCACUUCCAAUACAUCCAGGACUCAGCAGCUUCCCAAAGACUGCCAGGACCCCAUGAGGUGGUGUUCUACAGCGAGACGGAGGAUAGCCCAGGGGUGAUGCUGUGGAGGUACCCUGAACCCCGCGUCCUUACCUUUGUCAGGAUAACUCCUGUCCCUUUCAACACCACAGAGGACCCUGAGAUCAGCACUGCCGACCUGGGGGACGUCCUGCAGGUACCAUGCAGCCUAGAGUACUGGGACGAGCUCCAGCAGGUCUUUGUUCCAUACCGGGAGUUCAGCCUUUCAGAGAGCAGUGCCUGCCAGCUGCAGCUGCCCAGCCUCAGCCUCACCGACCAGCAGAAGGAGCUGGUGGCCUCAGACCUGUGGAGGAUAGUACUCAAUAAUAACGGAGAGGGAGGAGAUGAACAGAGUUCUGAUAGUGAGUGUGGGUCCCAGCUACCCUGCGAUCAGUUAGUAUCUCCGAUGGCGUUGGCAGCCUGCACCCGUGUGGACUCCUGCUUUGCACCCUGGUUUGUCCCCUCCCUGGGUGUGUCCCUACAACUAGCACAGCUGGAUGUUCACCUCUGCCACCACCUAGAACAGCUGGGCACAGUUCCAUCUCGACAACUUCGUCCGUUCCUGCCAGACAGGAAGUUACCUCAGGAGCAGGAGUUCAUGGUGAUUGGUGCUCGGGAGCCGCGGACCUUCCUACGCCAGUGGAGCAAUGGGCCACAUCACUGCCAGGAGUUCAGCUUUUCCUCCCAGCUAGACUGCAAGCUGCUGGAGUACCGAAACCUAACACACCUUCAGCUCCUCCAGCCUUGUGUACUACAGGGCCAGGCUGCAGCCACCUGCUGCCCCCAGACCACCACAUUGGAUGUGAAUGUGUUUGUGGACCCGGUGUUCCUCAACAUCAGCCAGUAUGCCAUCCACACUGUGGACACUGCCCUGCACAGUUGGCAACAGAAUGGGAACCCAGAGGCUGAGGAGCUGGUCUACAGCCACUAUGUGAUCUGUAACGACACCCACGAGACGCUGCGCUUUGGCCAGGUGGACACAGAUGAGAACGUGCUGCUGGCCAGCCUCCACAGCCACCAGUACAGCUGGAGAUCCCACAAGUCGCCUCAGCUGCUGCACAUCUGCAUCGAGGGAUGGGGAAACUGGCGCUGGUCAGAGGCCUUCAGCGUGGACAACGUAGGGACUCUGCUGAGGACCAUUCAGUACAAGGGACGUACCGCCUCACUCAUCAUCAAGGUGGUGCAGCUCAAUGGUGUCCAGAAACAGGUAAUAAUCUGUGGGCGUCAGGUGAUGUGCAGUUACCUGACUCAGGACAUUGAGCUGCGGGUGGUGCAGCACUACGUGGGCCCUGACAGUCAGACGGUGGUCAGGGAACACUGUGACUGCCUGGAGGCAGGGGCCAAAUUGCCGUCCUAUGUGCUGGAGGACGCUGAGAUGACAGAGCUGUGUGUGAGGGCCCAAGGAGAUGAAGACUGGUCCCAGGAUGUUCAGCUGGAGAGGAGGGACAAGGGCAGCAGCAGCUCUGUUGUACAGGUGCCUUGCUCCAGUGGUUCUUUGCUCUAUGUGUGGUGUACUCUUAUCACAAUUGAACCUGACUCUCACAUGCAGCAGAGAGUGGUGGUUUUCAGUCCACUGUAUGUUAUGAGGAGCCACUUGCCAGAUCCAGUAAUCGUCCAUAUAGAGAAGAGGAGUCUAGGACUGAGAGAGAGCCAGCUGAUACGUGGACAGGGUCACCAGGAGCCCCUGUUAAACACUGAGGCCGACCUCACCCACCACCUCACUUUCCAGGCCAGGGAGGAUGAAGAUGCUUCCCACUGUGCUGUACCAAUCUCCACCAGCCUAAUCAAACAGAUCGUGAACAAGACUGGAAAUGAGGACAACAUGGAACACAUCCUGGCUGACUUCUAUGGUCCGAAGACCACCAAUGAGCCACCGUGGCCCUACGUCACCAAAGAUACUGACAGGUCAGUGCUGGAGCCCCUUGCCCAGUGGGACAGUCCCAUGCAGGUGAAGUUAUCCUGCUGGAAGUCCGGCCUGAACACUCUGCUGGUAGAGCUGCUGCCCUGGGCCCUGUUGGCCAACCACUCCCAAUGGGACCUCUGGCUUUUUGAGGGAGAGACCAUCGUGCUGCAGAUACCAGCCGGCAAGAUCAUUGUACCUCCCAACUUCAAGGAAGCCUUCCAGAUAGGUAUCUACUGGGCCCACACUAACACCGUUCACAAGUCUACAGCACUGAAACUGGUCCAUGACCUGACUUCCCCUCGAUGGAAGGAGGGAUCAGGCUCAGAGGUGGUCACUCUGGAUGAGGAGGGAUAUGUAGAGGCCGACAUUACCCUGGGAGCCUUCCCUGGCAGACAGAAGCUGUGUCAGUUCUGCGUGUCAUCAGUGGUGAGACAUGGCAUCCAGAUCCUACAGAUAGAGGACAGAACGAUUUUUGUCAACAACACUCCUUACAUGAUACAGUACAGGCCUCUGUUGACUGACCAUGCACUGGGAACUGAUGACCAGGCCUGUGAGGUACCAGAGACAACAGCGUUCAGCCUGGCUCCCUCUGAACAUUCAUCCCUGGCCAAACCCUGCUCUGUGCCAUGUUGGGACCUCCUCCAAACCAGCGUCCAGGGGAAGGUGGAGUUCCCUCUGCCCCUCAGACACAUGCUCUUCAGCUUGUUUCCGAGGCCUGAUAGUGGAGUUGGAUCUGCAGCAUGGAGCCUCCCCGCUCCCAUCCGACCAGAAUUCCCCAGGCAAAGUUUAUCUGUGCCCGGGGAACCAGACUCUGGGGGUGGCCUGAGCAGCAGAAGCAUAGUACUGACAUAUCAGGAGCACCUUGGGGUGACAUACAUCAUUCUGAAUGAGGACCCCUGUCCUCGCAUGCUGAUCCAUAACAAGUGUCCUAUCCCACUGCUGCUAAAGGAAAAUGUCAAAGAAACUCCAAGGACUGAGGUGUACUGCCGUCCUCUGCCUGCUAAUUGCUCCCUGCACCAUGAGCUCUAUCACCACUUUUCCAGUUUCCCCGAGUGCAGGCAGAAAGAGAUGCUGCCCACACUGCUGUUGAAAACCACCUCAGACCACAACUCCACCGACUGGACUGAUCCCAUAGAUAUCAACUGCCCCGGCACUCAGGUGGUGUUCCUGCCAGGCUUUGGCUGUCUCUACAUCAACAUGGAGUAUGAGAAAGGCACCCUGGUUCUGUCUCUGGCACCAGAGGGCAGCGUGGACGCUGUAAUCAACCAGCACAGCAGGUCUUCCAAGCUGUCCUUUAGAGUCCUCCUGAGUGAAGCCAGUGUGGUGUUGAGUGAUGACAUCACCAGUCCCUCUGGUUCUGUGGAGCUGCUGAGACUCACGUUGACCAAGCUGCUCCUCAGCCUGGCGCCAGCACCCACCUCCCUGCCUCCGGAGCUGGUAGUUGACCCUGGCAUGGGCGCAGCACCCAUCCCUACUCUGAUGCCUGACGCCUCUCUGAUCGAAGUCUACUGCUCCAGUCUGCAAGUAGACAACCAGCUGUAUAACCGAGCAAGUUUCCACUUCCCCGUGCUGCUGUGCCAGGAUCAGAGAGGGGGAGCUGAGCCCGGGGGUCCGUGGAGCAGCGAUGCCAACCCCACUGAGACUCCUGAAGCCCUGGAGGAGUUCAAACGCUCUUGUUUCCUGCAGCUGAGGAUGGUGCUGGCUGGGGACAGAUACACUGUGGAGGAGGUCACCUUCCAGCUCCAGCCUGCCAGAGUCUACCUUGAAGACACCUUUGUUUACUACAUUAAGACCCUGUUCCACACCUACAUCCCUGACAGUGCCAUGGCCUCAGCCUCAGCCACAGCAGUGACCCAGCGGAGUAGAGAGUUUGGAUCAGCCCCCACCCUCCCUGAACAGGUGCUUCAGUCGGUGCAGGCGUUGGUCCACCCUGUGCGGUUGCAGAGGCUGACCAUCCAGCCGGUCAACCUGUUGGUCAGCAUCCAUGCCUCCCUGAAGUUGUACAUCGCUUCAGACCACACUCCUCUCUCUUUCUCCCUGUUUGAGAGAGGGCCGCUGUGCACCACAGCCAGACAGCUAGUCCACGCUCUAGCCAUGCACUAUGCUGCCGGAGCCCUCUUCAGAGCUGGUUGGGUGGUGGGAUCUUUGGAGAUCCUGGGCAGUCCUGCCAGCCUGGUGCGGAGCAUCGGUAACGGCGUGUCUGACUUCUUCCGGCUGCCAUAUGAGGGUCUGACCCGCGGGCCUGGAGCCUUUGUCAGUGGGGUGUCCAGAGGGACCACCUCCUUCGUCAAACAUAUCUCAAAAGGCACGCUGACAUCCAUUACCAAUUUAGCAACGAGCCUGGCCAGGAACAUGGACCGUCUGUCUCUGGAUGAAGAGCAUUACACCAGGCAGGAGGAGUGGAGACGCCAGCUACCAGAGAGCCUCGGAGACGGACUGAGGCAGGGGCUGUCACGACUUGGCAUUAGCUUGUUAGGAGCAAUAGCAGGCAUCGUGGACCAGCCCAUGCAGAACUUCCAAAGGAACUGGGAGAUGCAGAGCUCAGCUGGUAGCAAAGCCAAAGGGGUCAUCUCUGGAGUGGGGAAAGGCAUUGUGGGGGUUUUCACCAAGCCCAUUGGAGGAGCAGCUGAACUGGUGUCCCAGACUGGAUAUGGGAUCCUUCAUGGAGCAGGCCUGUGGCAGCUUCCUAAACAACUGUACCUGCCUAAAGAGGAUAAGUCAGCUCAGGCCCCAAACAGCCACCUUAAAUAUGUCUGGAAGAUGCUCCAGUCUCUGGGGCGGCCGGAGCUCCACAUGGCCCUGCAAGUGACCAUUGUGAGUGGGUCAGGUCAGGAGCAUGCUGGCUGUCUGCUCCUCACCUCUGAGGUGCUGUUUGUGGUCAGCCUCAGUGAGGACACCCAGCAGCAGGCCUUCCCCAUCACAGAGGUGGAGUGUCAGCAGGAGCCAGGACAGCAGGGCCACCUCACCCUCACCUUACAGCAGCACACAGUAGCCAGCGACACAGAGGGUGACGGUGUUCGUGAGCGUCUGUCAGAGCAGCAGUAUCGGCGGCUGGUGGAUUACGUGAUGCGAGCCUCCCAGUUUCUUUCCCCCUCUGCUGCCUCUCUCCAGCUGCAGCCCCCGGUGACGCUUGCAGAGCCACCGCCCUCUGUCAGCAAGUCUUACUGCUACCUGGUGGAUCCCGCCUUCGCCAAGGUGUUUGUCAGCAAGUUCACCAUGGUAAAGAAUAAGGCUUUACGCAUCGGAUUCCACUAAUACACUAAGAAAAGUGUUCCAAUUUAAAUUAAGCCUUAAAAAAAUAACUACCCAUUUAUGCAUAACAUUUGUUGAGGUAAAAGAACUUCUUCUAUUAAAGUAACUCCAUCUACAUCCACGCCUUAAGGAUGUAGAGAAUUCUUAGAAAUUGUCUUUGAAAGAUAUUUUACUGAUACAACAAAUUAAUCACAUAGCCACAGAGAAAAUCAGUUUUAAUCAUAGAAACACAUGCAAGUUCAGACAUUUCAAUGAGCACAUACUGUAGUGAACACUAAAACAAAUAAGAGUUGUGUCAACUUAAACCGUCUUGGACCAACAGGGUGUUCUCUUUCAACUUUAAAUCAGGGCUCGUUCAGUCUGCGUGAAACCUCUUCAGUGUUCCAGAUAGAAAUGCACAGCACACAAUAACAGGAGUCACUAAGAUCUGUUACAUUUCUAUCAAAACAGUCUGUAAUGUUACACUCUGCAGAAUAAGCUCUUAGUGUUUACAUUCUCCAUGUAGUGAUUAUGUCUCAUGCCAAUGUUAAGUGCAAUAUUAUAUACAUGUUGAUGGAUGCUAGAGAUACCAGCUGUCAACCAAAAUGUUUUUAUAGAUGAUGUAACAUACUUGUUAGACAAUAACACUGUUCUUUGUAACCCUACAUCGAUGCCAACCCCUCAUGAUGCAACCAUGUUGUUGUUGUUGCCUUUUAUAUUGUUGUACCACUGAGCUCUAUCUGAGAUUUAAGUCUAAUGCCUUUAAUGUAUAAUAUAUUAAUAGAGAAACAUUUUAAUAAAACCUUAAAAAUUUUAA
Molecule: messenger RNA, 13314 nt
Organism: Siniperca chuatsi (mandarin fish)
Lineage: Eukaryota; Metazoa; Chordata; Actinopteri; Centrarchiformes; Sinipercidae
Product: vacuolar protein sorting-associated protein 13B-like
Exons: 69
Coding region: 159-12521 (4120 amino acids)
Source: RefSeq, a predicted model, not a curated record